GUGGUCGUGAGUCGUGAGGGACUGAUUAUAACAAUUGGCAAGAUAUGGUUAUCUGAAUAUUUCGUAUAAAUUUAAAUUACAAAGAUAUCAUAUCUCUGAAUGUCAUUGUCACGAACAUACUAGAUUGUUACGCGUUAAAACGUAGUAAUGUUUAACAGACCAAAAGUAAUAAUUAUUGGAGCUGGAGCUGCAGGUAUUGCUGCAGCAGCUAGAUUGAUAGAAGCGGGUUUGGAAAACGUAAUAAUUCUUGAAGGAAAAAAUCGGAUUGGUGGUAGAAUACAUACGGUAGAAUUUUCGGAUAAUGUUGUAGAAUUAGGAGCGCAAUGGGUUCACGGGGAACGUGGAAAUGUAGUCUUUGACCUUGCUUUCCCAUAUAAACUAUUGGAUUCGUCGAAAUGUUUUAAUGAUUUCGAUGGACACAUUUUCGUCACUGCGAAAGGUGAAAUAUUAUCGAAAAAGGAAUCCACGGAAACAUUAAAAUUAUAUUAUUAUAUUUCUGAACAUACAUCGGAUGAGAUAAACAAUGCAGAUUCUUACGGAGAAUAUUUUAUAAAUCGAUUUUAUAAGAUCUUUGAAAAAAAUCCAUUUACUACUCGCGUUAGAGCGGAACAGUUGUUAGAUUGGAUACAUAAAUUUGAUAAUUCAAUUCAAUGCAGCGAUUCGUGGUUUGAAGUUUCCGCAAAAGAAAUGCCAAACUAUUGGACUUGCGAAGGAGAUCAUGUACUUAAUUGGAAACACCGUGGUUAUAAAACACUGUUUGAUUUACUAUCUAGAAAGACUUCCAAUCCAAAAAAUGUAUUACCCAUAAUGGAGAAGAUCGAAUUCAAUAAGGAUGUUUCCAAUAUUGACUACACAUCGAUUAAUAAUAUAAUUGUAACAACAAAAGAUGGUUCCAAAUAUAUAGCAUCUCAUGUUAUAUUUACUCCGUCGCUUGGAGUUUUAAAAGAGAAACAUGCUACGAUGUUUACACCAAUCUUGCCAGACAAGAAACAACACGCAUUGAAGGGUUUGAAUAUUGGAACUGUAAACAAAGUUUUCCUGGAAUUUCCACAUAGAUGGUGGAAGAAAGAUUGCGCCGGUUUCAGUUUAAUUUGGCCUAAAGAAGACAAAAUAGAAUUUCUUAAAUCUCACGGACAAGUACUACAUGAAUACGAGUGGCUCUGUGAUGUUUUUGCAUUCAUUCCUGUAGACUACCAAUCACGAGUAUUAUGCGCAUGGAUCUCUGGUAAAUAUGCAAAACAGAUGGAAUUGCUUCCCGAUAAUGAUGUAUCCGACGGAUUAUAUCUGCUGCUAGAAAUGUUUCUCGAAAAAGCAUACGACAUUCCAAAAUUUGAUCGAAUACUUAGAUCAUCGUGGUAUACGGAUGAACAUUUCCGUGGAUCUUACAGCUUUAGAAGUAUAACAACCGAGAAGUUGAAUGCGAAAACAAAAGAUUUAGCAGAUCCACUUGUAACAACUGAUGGUAAACCUAUAAUUCACUUUGCUGGAGAAGCGACGCACGAUCAUUAUUAUUCUACCGUGCAUGGAGCAAUUGAAACAGGUUUCAGAGAAGCGGAUAGAAUAAUAAACUUUCAUAGAACACGUGAUUGGUUAAAACAAGUGACGAACAACUUUGGAAAAAUGGGAAGAAUACCGAGUACUAUUAGCGAGAUAACAUCGAGAACAAAAGUUGUAAUAAUAGGAGCCGGAAUAGCAGGAUUAUCAGCUGCAAAAACAUUAGAAGAUGGAAAUUUUAAUGAUUACUUACUACUCGAAGCUCAGAAUGUGGUUGGCGGUCGAACAGUAUCAUUACCAUGGAAUAAAAGUUGGAUAGAAGUUGGUGCUCAGUUCUUACAUGGCGAUCAAAGUCAGCUGGCACAACUUUGCUAUGAAAACAAUUUACUUUCGGACAUUCAGUUUCGAGACGGUCGAGGCAUUUUUAUUCGCGAUAAUGGCAUUAAAGUCGAAGAAACGUUAGUAGAAGAGAUAAAUGAUCUCGUUCAUAGUACUCUAGAAAUUUGCGAAGAUUAUGUGAACAAGGACGUCGAACCGGAAUUUGAGAAUAUCGGCAAAGUUUUAUGGGCUUCCCUCGAAAAGCAUUUGCAAGAAGGAAACGAAUCGUCGUUAAGAUCAAGUAUAAAAAAAGAGAUUUUCGAUUGGAACGUUAGAUUUCUCAUGAUCGAUAAUUCUUGUCUCACGUUAGACAAGUUGUCGACAAAGUCCUGGGGAAAAUUCAAGUUUGCUAACGGUCCGGAACAUCUUUCGUUGAAAACCGGAUACAAUUCGUUAAUAAAACUUAUCGCAGAUGGAUUGAAUAGAAAAAAUUUGCGUCUAAACACUUGCGUGGAAUCCAUCGAGUGGCGACGGGUUGUCCAUGAUGAUCACCGCACUCCUGUUCUAUUGAGACUCUCCGAUAACACCCGAAUUCUCUCCGACUGCGUCAUAAUCACUAGCUCGCUUGGUUAUUUGAAAGAGAAUUAUAAGAACAUGUUCGUACCUCCGUUGCCAUCUCCGUUUGGUCGGGCAAUCGAGAGCCUUGGAUUCGAUUUGAUUAAUAAAAUUUUCCUGGACUUUGGUACACCCUGGUGGAAACCAGGUACAGAAGGAUUUCAAUUGCUCUGGAAGGAGCGUAACUCGACCAACUUUCAUAGUAAAACAUUGGCUGCGUGGACUAGAGAUCUGACAGGCUUCGACGUUAUUCCUGAUCACGAGGGUGUGCUUCUCGGUUGGGUCGGUGGUCGUGGAGCUUAUACGGUGGAAACUUUAAGCGAACAACAGGUAGCGAUCGAUUGCACAAAAUUGCUCAAACAUUACCUGAAACUCGAUGAAAUUCCAUCGGUGAAGAAGUGUCUGCGAACUCAAUGGAAUAAAAACAAGUACGUUCGAGGUGGUUACAGUUACAUUUCAACAAAAUGUGACAAGAAUGGUGUAUCGCCGGCCACAUUAGCAGAACCAAUAUGGAGCAACGUAAAAGGAAAUAAUGGCACGAAGGAUGUACCCGUUAUCAUGUUCGCCGGUGAAGCAACUCAUGAGAACUUUUAUUCUACGACUCAUGGAGCUUACGAAACCGGUAUAAAACAGGCUCAAGUUUUUCUACAACAUCACGUUUCAAAAAGUUGAUCUUAAAAAUACCCACAAAUACGCGUGUUUACAAAUACACAUUCUUUGUAUACAUAUACGAUGUACGCAUAGAUAUACAUAUACAUACACGCACAGCUUUAACUUGAAACGAAUAAAAAUUUGAUAUAUAUGA
Hylaeus volcanicus is the source of this 3232-nucleotide messenger RNA. Its product is annotated as spermine oxidase-like. Lineage: Eukaryota; Metazoa; Arthropoda; Insecta; Hymenoptera; Colletidae. Bases 148 to 3099 code for a protein of 983 amino acids. The transcript has 12 exons. Gene Ontology annotation, molecular function: polyamine oxidase activity. The record is from RefSeq and is a predicted model, not a curated record.